This is a messenger RNA of Rotaria sp. Silwood2, 3498 nucleotides long. NCBI's taxonomy places the organism in Eukaryota, Metazoa, Rotifera, Eurotatoria, Philodinida, Philodinidae. The record is from the annotation of a GenBank genome assembly.
AUGUUUUUGGAUCAACUUCUUUCGUUGCGGGAGCCAAUAUCAACUUCAACUUCGGUACCAUUUUUAUUGAAAGUCAGUGAAAAUCAUCAAGAUCAAAUAUAUUACGCUUCCUGUCUGUUAUGGAGCAUUGCAAAGCUAAAAUCAGACAAAUCACUCAUCAAGGAUUGUGUUGAAACAACAAAGUUCAAGGGUUUAAUUUUGGAAGAAACGCAACAGUCGAAUAUAUUCUCAUCUUGUCGCAUUCCUGGUGACACGAAAGACACAAUUUAUGUUAACAGAGAAAGCCGACAUGUCGUGGUUCUAUGGAAAGGAUCCGCAUUUAUUGUCAAUAUUAUUUCUGAAAAUGAUGAAGCUUUCAAUGUUUCAGAAAUAUAUGCUCAAAUGAAGGUCAUACAAAGUUAUAAAGGCGAACAGCAAUCGUCAAUCUGUAAAUUUACUUCACUUAGACGCGAUAAGUGGAGUAAAAUUCGUGAAAAUAUUGCACUGAAUAAUAAAGCUUCCUUGGAUUUGAUGGAAAAUUCGAUUGUAACAAUUGCCAUUGAAGAUGAAGAUUCUCCAACUGAUUAUUGUGAAGCAAUUAAUCACGUGCAAUUCGGUGAUCAAACAGGCAACAUGAGAUAUCACGAUAAAACAAUCAAUGUUAUUGUCUAUAAAAAUUGUGUGGCUGGUUUACUAUUCGAACAUACAGUUGUCGAUGGAUUUUUAAUGUACAUAUUUAGCAAGAAGUUGUAUCUGAUGGGCGAAUACAAUCGAAUGGAAAUAAACCAAGUCAAAGUUCCAUUAUCGACAGACAUCAAACCAAUUUCUUUUCAAUUUGAUGAUUCAAACAUAGAAAGAGGCUACUCUAUGCCUACAAUUUCAUAUUUUGACUUCUAUGGUCAUCAGGACAUGUUGAAUUUGUUCAAAGAACAAAAAUUGUAUGAUAUUUGGAUCAACUUCAGCUUGCAAUUAGCAAUCAAAAAUACAUUUGGACAUUUAAAUUUCUUGUAUGUUACACCAACUCAUGUUAGACAUUUUAAACAUGGAAGAUCAGAUCCGACUUACACCAUUACUCAAAAGUCACUAAAGCUCUUUGAAGAUUUGAAUUGUUUGAAGGAUUCAACCGAUAACAUCAUUUAUUCAUUUGUCGAAGCAGUCAAAGAACAUCGACGAAAGAUAAAGUCUACAAAAUUAGGUCAUGCCAUUGGGCCACACAUUUGUCAAAUCAGAAACUCGUUAGCAAACAAAAAAGAUGGAAAUAAACUAAAACUAUUUCUGGAAACAUUUAGUUGUCCAGCAGUGUAUUUGACAGGUUAUGAAACAGUCGAAGAAAUUAAUUUUACGCUUUCGAAUGCAUAUGCCAGAGAUCAACUGACUACAAUAUAUCUUGGAAAAGCUGAUAAAGUUCGCAUUAUUAUGAAUACUCGAGGCAUUUUCAAAGAAAAGCGCAAUGAUUUGAUGAAUAAUUUUCAAAAGGCUUUGAAUAUUUUACAAAAUAUUGUUUGCAAAACUGCAAUAGCUCUUCAAAUGGAUGCAUUAGAAGCUCUAAACAGCGUUCAACAUCCGAAUAAUACAAUGCAAGAAUCUGUCGCCAUUGUUCUUCAUGCAGGAGCUGGGAACAAAAUGUCUCUUCAAAAUGAAAUCAAACAGCUUGUGGAAUUUUCACUACAAGCAGCACUUUCGAUUGGAAUUCAUUCGCUGAAAAAUGGUGAAAGUGCUUUGGAUGCUGUCGAAAAAGUGGUUACUUCACUCGAGAAUUGCUUCUUCUUCAAUGCCGGAAAAGGUUCAAUUUAUAAUGAAGAGCAAAAACAUGAGUUAGAAGCUGCAAUUAUCGAUGGAACACAUCAAAUGUCUGGUUCAGUCGCAUGUCUCACAACAGUCAAAAAUCCAAUAAAAGCGGCAAGAUUAGUAAUGGAAAAAUCGUCACAUUCUUUUAUUAUUGGAUCCAAAGCUGAAGAAUUAGCCAAAGAACAUGGUCUUUCAAUGGUUGAAGAUAAUUCAUUUUUUGAUACUGAAUUUCGUCGCAAAGAAUUCUAUCUCGACAAUUCGAAUGCAAAAAAUCAUACACAGACAGUCGGUGCAUUGGCUCUUGACAUUCAUGGAAAUCUAGCAGCUGCUUCGUCUACUGGCGGAACAAUGAAGAAAACGAAAGGCAGAAUUAGUGAUACAGCUGUAGUUGGUGCUGGUCUAUAUUCAGAUGAGAAUGUAGCCAUUGCUUGUUCUGGAAAUGGAGAAAUAUUUAUUAGAAAUUCGAUUGCAUCAAAAAUUGCUUGUUAUUACAAUAUAAAAAAAAUGGACCUUGCAAAGUCAUGCAGCGAAGUUCUUGAUAAAGAACUAGGAUCGAAUUUUGGUGGAGUUAUAGGACUAACUUCAGAUGGUACUAUCGUUGUUGAUUGUCGUGCAGAAGCAAUGUUUAUUGGCUCAUAUGAUGGACAUCGAUCUAAUGUUGAAAUACUUGAAAAUGUCCAUUCAGCACAUUUCAAAGCACCAAAAUCAUGGUUAAAACCAGAUUUACAUGCAGAAAUCGCACUCAUUGAUCCAUGGUAUCACAUGAUAUUUGAUAUUCAAAAUACUCUCUAUCAUGCAACUGUACAAUUUUUUCAUGAUAUUUUGAACUUUUACUAUGUCAUUACACCGAUAACAACACAAACAAUUUCUUCACCGAUGGGUCUUGGUUCUGAUUCGGAACCCGUUUCCGUGAAUAUAUCUGGUGAAAAAGUCUACAUGGCAGACUCAAUGCAAUUCGCUUUGGAGUAUUUUCUUCGAUUGAAAAAUAAUCUUCUUGGAACAUAUUACAUUUCGCCAAGUUUUCGCGACGAAUCUCCAGAUUCAACACAUCUCAAUCAAUUUUAUCAUGUUGAAUGUGAACUGUUAGGAGAUAUGGAUGCAGCUAUUGAUGUUGCUGAAAAAUAUAUUAUUCAUUUAGCACGAGAAUUUCUCACAAAACAUUCGUCGAUGAUUUCUCGAGUGGCUGGUGGUGUUUCUCACAUAGAAAGUUUAUUAAAAAGCUUUGAGAAAAAUCAAAAAUUUCCAAGAAUAAAACUGGAUGAUGCUCUAAGUAUGAUGGAUGGAUCCGAUAAAUUUUACGAAUCUAUUGUGGAAGGCAAACCAAAAUAUGGCAAAAAAUUAACAAGAAAAGGAGAAAAAUAUCUCAUUGAACAUUUUCAUGGUCCUGUUUGGCUUACAGAUAUGAACCAUUUAGGUGUUCCAUUUUACCAAGCCUAUGCAAAUGGCGAUAAAACAAAGGCAAAAGCAGCUGAUCUUCUUCUCGGUUUAGGCGAAACAUUGGGUUUGGGUGAAAGACAUGAAAUUGCUAAACAAGUUCAAGAAGCACUAGCUCAUCAUCAAGUUGAUGAGAAAGCAUAUGAUUGGUAUAUCAAUAUGAGAAGAGUUAAACCUUUAUUGACAAGUGGAUGGGGUAUGGGUACUGAAAGAUUUCUUUGUUGGCUUUUGCAACAUGACGAUGUACGAGAUAUGCAUGUUAUACCAAGAUUGAAUGGAAUAACAUUCUUACCAUAA